AUGGAGAUUUUUCAACAUGUUAGCAAAAUUCAGCACUACAAGAGGAGAAUUGGAAUGCCUUAUGCAAAUAGUAACUGCAAUGGAAAAACCUGGUUUUUUGUAAAUGAAAAUGUGGAUGUGGAGAUUUUACAGGACACUACCCAACAAAUCACUAAUUGGUUCGGUCAUCUUGAGGUGGAGCAUUUGUCCAGAACUAGCUCAGAUCAUGCACCUAUGCUUCUUUCUUGCAAUGAUCAAACUCAGCAUUUUGUUAGGCCUUUCAAGUUUCUUAAGUUUUGGACUGAACAUGAGGAUUAUAAAGAGAAGAUGAAGCAAGUACAAAAAACUUUAUCAACUUGGAGUAAACAGUCCUUUGGUGAUAUAUUUCAACAGCUUAGUAUAAGAGAGGAUAUUGUCAAGGUCAAAAGUAGCUUUUUGAAGAAUAGAAUGAUAUUGCAAAGAGCUCAGGCUGAGUUGAAGAGGCACUUGCAUUAUGAGGAGGAAUCUUGGAGACAAAAAGCUGGUUUUGAUCAUUUUGCAGAAGGUGAUAGAAAUACCAGAUUUUUCCAUAGUCUGGUUAAGGGAAGAAGGAAGAGAACUCUUCUAAAGAAGAUUAAGAAUGCAGAUGGAUCAUGGUUGAAAAAUGUGGAUGAUAUUGCUAUAGAAGCUGCUGAUUCACCUUUGUUUAAUCAUAUUCCCUUACUGGUUUCUCAAGAAGAAAAUGAAAUGCUUACUGCAGUCCUUAAUUUAGAGGAGGUGAAAAAGGCAGUUUUUGAGUUAUCAGUUGAUAGUGCUAGUGGUCCAUAUAGUUUAAAUGGUGUUUUCUAUCAUUCUUGUUGGGAGAUUGUUGGUGCUGAUGUGUACGGUGUUCUGAAAGAUUUUUGGGAUGGCCAUACACUUCCAAAGCCAAUCACACACACUAAUCUAGUCUUGUUAUGA
Lycium barbarum (goji berry) is the source of this 918-nucleotide messenger RNA. RefSeq lists its product as uncharacterized. The coding region runs from base 1 to 918 and encodes 305 amino acids. The transcript is spliced from 4 exons. NCBI's taxonomy places the organism in Eukaryota, Viridiplantae, Streptophyta, Magnoliopsida, Solanales, Solanaceae. The record is from RefSeq and is a predicted model, not a curated record.